AGACUGGCGAGUGCCCGUGGGCUAAACCUAGGCAGACGAGAUGCGUACCUGUUAUACUGAUAGUGAGAGCGGCCAACAGAGAUACUGAGGGUGACUGUAUGGACAUUCCUGAGCUUGCCUUUGCACUGGGCAAACAGAGAGUCAACUGCUGAGUAUGCAGUUCCGUCGGCGAUAUCCACGAUAUGGCAAGCAAGCAGUAAAUGACGAACACGCUGCUCGAGCCCGAACGCAAUAAUGUCCUCGAGUGUAUGCACAUAUUCUGACUUGUCCUUAAGGGUCAGCUUACGUGGGUUGAUGAAGAUGCUGGCGGACUCGCCUAGGAACCGUUUGGCAACAUAUCUCCACUCUCGACAAGCACCCAUCAGUGGGAAUAGCACGCAGCCAGAUCGUGCUCUGAAGCCCUGGGGACAGCCUGUCCCUCUUGACCGUGUACGAAAUGAUACCUUCGAUGAUAUGCGGCGGAACGUGGUUCAUAGCGGUGCUACACGUCUACACGUUUAAGCGUUUGAAAGAAGAAUGAAAAGUUGCCU
Molecule: messenger RNA, 530 nt
Organism: Linderina pennispora
Lineage: Eukaryota; Fungi; Kickxellomycota; Kickxellomycetes; Kickxellales; Kickxellaceae
Exons: 2
Coding region: 301-501 (66 amino acids)
Source: RefSeq, a predicted model, not a curated record